This is a messenger RNA of Pipistrellus nathusii (Nathusius's pipistrelle), 1035 nucleotides long. The record is from the annotation of a GenBank genome assembly. Lineage: Eukaryota; Metazoa; Chordata; Mammalia; Chiroptera; Vespertilionidae.
AUGUCUGACCACAGCACCACCCUGACGUUGGCCAACAUAGUCUACAUCGCCAUGGAGAUUGUCAUCGGGCUCUGCGCCAUCGUGGGCAACGUGCUGGUGGUUUGGGUGGUCAAGCUGAACCCCAGCCUGCAGACCACCACCUUCUAUUUCAUUGUCUCCCUGGCCCUGGCGGACAUUGCUGUUGGGGUGUUGGUCAUGCCCCUGGCCGUGGCCAUCAGCCUGGGCAUCAGGGUCCACUUCUACAGCUGCCUUCUCAUGACCUGCCUGCUGCUGGUCUUCACGCACGCCUCCAUCAUGUUCUUGCUAGCCAUCGCUGUGGACCGAUACCUGCGGGUCAAGCUCACGGUCAGAUCCAGGAUUGCUGAGACCCUUGGGUGCCUCUGGCCAGUGGAGGCUCAUUUCCGUCCAGCCAUGGGGCUCUUCGUUCUGCUCUCCCUGACUGUCCUUUCAGAAGCCAUGGUCAUGGACAAAAAGCUCAAGGAGUGCUCUGUGCUGGACACGGUGUCUGCCGUCUGCAGCUACGCCGCCCACUACAAGGACCACCUCAAGUACUGGUGCCGAGGCUACUACCGAGACUACUGCAGCAUCAUCGCCUUCACCCCCAACAGCACCGGCCGCGUGGCCCUGAGGGACACGGGGGAGCAGCUCAUUGUCACCGUGUCCUGCCUAACCAAAGAGGACGCGGGCUGGUACUGGUGCGGCAUCCAGCGGGACUUUGCCCGGGAUGACAUGGACUUCACCGAGCUGGUCGUGACUGACUCCAGAGGAGCCCACACCAGUGACUUUUGGUCCAUGAAGGAUGCGCCAAGGAACGCGAACAGAAGCUGCAGGGCUUCCAAACUCGUGUACAAGGCAGAUCACUACUGGAUGUCCAUUCUCAUCACCUGCGUACUGAUCACAGGGGUGGGGAUCGUUUCUCUAACGACUCACUUGUUCAGAAGGAGGAGGAGUCAAAGAAGCAGAAUAAACUACUCUCUGAAGCCCCCCUCGUGUGUCCAGACUCCAAAGAAACUGGCUCCAACUGGACAGAUGUGA